AUGAGUGGGAACGUCGAGAAGAUGCGUCAUCGCUGCACCACCACGGGCGAGAUGUACGAGAACGUGGUGGCCACCGUAAAGGGCUGCGUUAAGCGCAAGACGCUCAAGAACAUGGCUACCUACGUGCUGAAGAAGCCGGUGGCGGACGUGACCGACGCCGACAUCGUGAGAGCUGUGCAGGUUCGGUGCCGCACCCUCAAGAACGAAUUCGUGCCUGACGUCAUGUCGCGGUUUCGCCAGAAGCUUAAGAUAGACCUAUCGAUUGAUGACUGCGAUGCACGAGUGUUCCGCUACUACGAGGAUGUCAAUGGUAUCAUCGAGGACAACGGCCUGCAAGGGCUGAUUGGGGCAGACAACACCACCGACGCUGGCUGCAAGAGCAGAAUGAAGGCUCGGUGCCACCUAUUGGUUGAAAAUCUGCAGCCUCCGGUCGUCAAGGCGCAAAUCACCCGUCUAAUCGAUUUAGAGAGGCGUGACCGUAAGUCUGAUGACGUCGCCCUCUUUGAUCUGACAUUGGAGCACGCGAAGGUACAACAGCGGUUCCAUCGGAUGUCGCAGGACUAUGCCGCAAAGGGGGACUCGAAGGCUGCAAAGCCAGAUCGUAAGCCUCAGAAGACCAGCCUCGCCGGCGCGAGCGCCAAAGCCGAGUCAGCGUGCCCAACGCCGUCUGCAGCUCAACCGCCUGCCUCCGCCCGUGCACCACGACCGUCUCGGCCUCCGCCUCAGGUUGGCUGCCUGGUGUGCAAGGGUGCACACUGGCUCAAGGACUGCCCCACGACAGCCGACGCCCAGAAGGAGGCCGCCCGGACGCGGUAUCAGGCCGAGAAGGAGCCUUUCGCUCUAAAGCAGCUCGCACGGGUACUACAACGAACAUGGUGCGGAUCAACGCGCUACUCGAAGUACCGUACAUUGCGGACACGGGUGCAGACCGAAGUGUGGUCUCCAGCGCCAUGA
Molecule: messenger RNA, 954 nt
Organism: Phytophthora sojae
Lineage: Eukaryota; Oomycota; Peronosporomycetes; Peronosporales; Peronosporaceae
Exons: 1
Coding region: 1-954 (317 amino acids)
Source: RefSeq, a predicted model, not a curated record